Molecule: messenger RNA, 1557 nt
Organism: Dichomitus squalens LYAD-421 SS1
Lineage: Eukaryota; Fungi; Basidiomycota; Agaricomycetes; Polyporales; Polyporaceae
Exons: 17
Coding region: 39-1496 (485 amino acids)
Biological process (GO): DNA damage response
Cellular component (GO): nucleus; cytoplasm
Molecular function (GO): phosphatase activity
Source: RefSeq, a predicted model, not a curated record
GUUAUCUCACAUUCACUCCUCAGCAUAGACUGUAGAUCAUGUAUGAAGCACCAGUACCUCCGUGGGAUUUCACAGAUAGGAACAGCUUCGCCUUCGAAACCGUGAUCAAAAGGUGGCCAGUCAUCCUAACUGGGAUCAUUGACAAUAUAUACUGCCGCAACCAUGACCUCGGGGUCUCAUUGCCUGGCGAGACACAGGAGGAAGCAGCGGUAAUAGAAGAGCAGAUUGCGGAGGGCAAGAAAAUCAUUGGUCAAAUUGGCGAGAUCAAGUAUGAUAUGGCCCGCGACCGUCCUCUACCGCGUGUCCCGGACGACGGGGAAGCACUCGCCGAUAUCUACAACACAGAACUCGAGAAACUUACUGAGCAAGGCAGGGGCACCUGGCUCACAGUGCCCUGGCUCUAUUCCGAAUGCUACCUUUACCGUCUCAUUCGCUCGUUUUUUGUCCAAACAAAGUAUUGGAAAGACUACGACCCGUUCUUGCAGCAGAAGGAAGCGACCUUCCAGAAGAGCUCCAAAGCGAUAUAUGCGUUGGCAACCACGAUGCACGAGCUCGAACAAGACAAGGCGAAGCUUGCCUCGGAUCCCGACAACUUGAAGGUCAUCUUCAAGGAAAUGAUACAGAUUUGCUUAUGGGGGAAUGCGACCGACCUCUCUAUGCUGACUCACUUGUCACAUGAAGACAUUCAGCAUCUCCAAUCAGUCGGACGCGACGCCCAAGCGGCUCGUGCAGAAUACAUUCUACACGACGAUCAGGAAAAAGUCUGGCAACACUUGACGAGCCUUGCGGGCAAGACAGACUCCCGCAUAGACUUCGUACUUGACAACGCUGGGUUUGAGCUUUUCACGGAUUUCGUCUUCGCGGAUUUCUUCGUCACAUACACGCCUUACGUUUCAAAAGUGGUGUUUCACCCCAAGUUGAUUCCGUGGUUCGUGUCGGAUGUAACGCCUCCAGAUUUCAAGUCGACAACAGCAUCUCUCCUGUCCCCGACGUUCUUCUCGGACGACUCAACUUCAGAAGAAGCUAGUGCAGUCUCGCAAGAGUCGCGAGCACAUCUGCUUGCGAUGGUGAAGCGAUGGGACUCGUACAUCCGAUCUGGUGUGUUCUCCCUGUCGGUACCUAUAGACUAUCCUCUGGGUGCUUCAGAUGCCAAGGCAAACUUCUGGACCUCGCCAUACCCGUACUGGAAUUUGAAGGAACUCGCCCCGGAACUCUAUGCGGACUUGCGUGAAAGCAGUCUUGUCAUAUUCAAGUGUUCCACUUCAAUGACCGCUCUACUACUGACUGGUGAUGUGCAAUGGCCACCGUCUACGCCGUUCCAGACAGCGAUAGGUCCGCUCGCUGGAUCGUUCCCCAUUUUGAGCUUGCGCACGAACAAGGCAGACGUCAUUGUUGCUGUUGAUGAGGAAGUCGCCGAUAGAUUGGACAAGAGUGGCGAAAAGUGGAGGUAUAACGGAAAGUAUGCACUGGUGCUGUUCCAGUCUCGGUCCGACUAGACGUCCAGAUGAAAGCGCGAAAAACCUGUCACCUGUGUAACCAUGAACAUAGCAAUACGAC